AUGGGCAAAAAGAGAUCAAGAGAAGAGGCCAAGGACGUUCCUCCGGUGGAUGGCGGCGCUGAUCGCAUGGAUGAGGACAGCAGCGAUGACGAGGACUUUGACAUGGUCAAUGUUGAUUUCGAGUGGUUCAAUUUCGACCCCGAGAUCGAUUUCCACGGCACAAAGUCGCUACUUCGACAGCUCUUCGAUGUCGAUGCCAAUCUCUUCAACAUGUCUGCUCUGUCAGACCUUAUCCUAUCACAACCGACAAUCGGCUCGACAGUCAAGGUCGACGGCAAGGCCAACGAUGCCUAUGCCAUGCUCACGGUCCUCAACACAUAUGAACAUCGCGAGAAGGAGCCUAUGAAGGAUAUUCUCAAGUACCUCGCAGAAAAGGCCCAGACCAACCCCUCAAUAUCUGCCGUGGCCGAGCUCAUCAACGCACAAAAGCCCGUUGGCCUCGUCUUCUCAGAGCGACUGAUCAACAUGCCGUCCGAAAUCGCGCCUCCGCUGUACACCAUGCUGGUUGAAGAGGUGGAAGACGCAUUGGAAGACAAGGAGCCAUACGACUUCUCCUACUACCUGGUAUUCUCCAGGACGUAUCAGGAGGUUGAAUCAACGCUUGAUGUGGAAGACCGAAAGCGCAAAAAGGCCAAGGAGGAGGCAUCGACAUUCCACUUCCAUCCCGAAGAUGAGAUUCUACAGAAAUACGCAGUGGCGCACGGCAGUUUCCGAUAUACGAAAGAAGAUGACGCGGUGGCAGAUAGCAAGCGAGCAUUUCAGGAGUUGGGUAUUAAGACAUUUGGGCACAUGAUUCUCAUUGAGGCGGGUAAAUUCAAGGAGGCCGUCAAGGCCGUUGGUGAAUAUAUAGCUGCGCCGCAGUGA
This is a messenger RNA of Trichoderma gamsii, 864 nucleotides long. Its product is annotated as protein BCP1. Lineage: Eukaryota; Fungi; Ascomycota; Sordariomycetes; Hypocreales; Hypocreaceae. Gene Ontology annotation, cellular component: nucleus. The record is from RefSeq and is a predicted model, not a curated record. The transcript is spliced from 2 exons. The coding region runs from base 1 to 864 and encodes 287 amino acids.